Messenger RNA from Penicillium pulvis, 834 nucleotides. RefSeq names its product histidine phosphatase family protein. NCBI's taxonomy places the organism in Eukaryota, Fungi, Ascomycota, Eurotiomycetes, Eurotiales, Aspergillaceae. Gene Ontology annotation, biological process: negative regulation of programmed cell death; fructose 1,6-bisphosphate metabolic process; positive regulation of DNA repair. Bases 1 to 834 code for a protein of 277 amino acids. The record is from RefSeq and is a predicted model, not a curated record. Gene Ontology annotation, molecular function: fructose-2,6-bisphosphate 2-phosphatase activity. The transcript is spliced from 2 exons. Gene Ontology annotation, cellular component: cytosol.
AUGAGGCUUUUUCUCAUCCGGCAUGCAGAAACAGUGCAUAAUGUAGCCCAGGCAUGGGCGGGCACCACGGACUCAGCCCUGACAAACCACGGCACACUACAGAUAGAAUCUCUUGCGAAGCAUUUCGCUUCCAAAUCAAUUCAAUUCGAUCGAGUCUUUGCAUCGGAUUUGAGCCGGGCCAGUCUCACAGCUACAGGCAUUUGCCUUCAUCAGCCGCAGGAUCAUGAUAUACCAAUGACACCAAUAUUAACGUCCGACUUGCGAGAAAGAGACUUCGGUUCAUUAGAAGGCGUCCGUAUCCAGCCUGCAAAGGAGUCUGUACCAGGAAGUGCAGGUCCUAAGAAUACUCAGUUUGAAGGCUCUACACAUAUCGAAAGCGAGACAAAGAUCUCAAUGAGAGAACGAGCAACAUCAUUUCUAAACGAGCACUUUUUACCGUUACUAUUCGAUUAUUCGGGCAUUGAUUCAAAUAUCGCCAUCGUCUCCCAUGGAGUCUUUCUACGUGUUCUAUGGAACCGACUUGUCGACCUCUUUGGUCCCAUGGACAUUUCUCUGGCGACAGGCGAUGCCUCCCGAGAUCAUGGCCCAGCAGCUCUUUUCUCGCCAAGCUGGUCCAAUACAGGAUUCAUGACACUAUUGAUCCAGCCCAGCCAGACACCGCAAGAGCGUAAUACUCGUCCCAGCACGGAUGCCCUCCUGAACGGUUGGACUAUGAAGAUUGUUGCCGUUGACAGUAAAGAGCAUCUAGCGGGUCUACACCGGACCCGCGGAGGCAUUGGCAGUGCUAUACAUGAUUCCCGCCAGAAGCGAAUUGAUCAGUUUUUCAAGCGAUAA